Messenger RNA from Menidia menidia (Atlantic silverside), 765 nucleotides. The record is from the annotation of a GenBank genome assembly. Lineage: Eukaryota; Metazoa; Chordata; Actinopteri; Atheriniformes; Atherinopsidae.
CGUUACUCUGAGCUCCAGGUGGAGUUUUCCGGGGCCGUGCGGACCAGCGCGGAGCAGAAGGAGCUGAUCCUGAAGCUGGAGCAGGACCUGAGCACCAUCCAGGCCAUGUCCUCCCUGCCCCGCCCCGACGCCGACGGCUCCGAGGUCGGCAGCAUGAGGAACAUCCCGGAGCCCAUCAAAGAGGCCACCGCCAUGUUCGCCGGUUCGGGCGUGAGCCCCCACUCAGAGCUCCCCCAGGGCCAGAUGGACUCGCUGCUCUCCAUCAUCUUCAGCCAGAGGGAGAGGUUCCGCUCCCGCAACCAGGAGCUGGAAGCUGAGAACCGCUCCAUGCAACAGACCAUGCAGGCCCUGCAGAAUGAGCUGGACAGCCUGAGAGCUGACAACAACAAGCUCUACGAGAAGAUCAAGUUCCUGCAGAGCUACCCGGGCAGGGCCGGUGGCAGCGACGACACCGUCAAGCGUUACUCCUCCCAGUACGAGGAGAGUCUGGAUCCAUUUUCUUCCUUCAGCAAAAGGGAGCGUCAGCGCCGAUACCUGAGCCUCAGCCCCUGGGAUAAAGCCACUCUUAGCCUGGGACGUAUGAUUCUCUCCAACAAGAUGGCCAGGACCAUUGCCUUCUUCUACACCCUGCUUCUCCACUGUUUGGUCUUCCUGGUGCUCUACAAGACCGCCUGGAGUGAGAGUAUCGGUAGAGACUGCUCGGCCUUCUGCGCUAAGAAGUACUCCGACCACCUCCACCGUUUCCAUGAGAACGACCAGAACCUU